UCAAUAUAUAUAUUUUCUUAAAUUGAUAUUUAUGAUGUAAUUAGAUCUUGGCUUCGUGGCUUGUAGUGCUGAUUUAUAAAACUUAUAAUCAAUGCAACGCCGGUUCGAUACGUCAUAUUUUAGGGUUCUUUUAAAAAUUCACAAAUUCUCCAAUUCGCCUCCUUUCUCGAUCCUAUCAAAAUCUCCACCACCAAUGAAGCGACGACGCCGUAACUCCAAACUCAAACUCGAAGAAUCCUCCGACCAAUCACCGGCAACCACGGCGGAGUUCUCCUUCUCUCUCACCAAAAUCGCCGUCAGUCAAAUCUGCCGAUCCGUUGGAUACAUAGCCACCGAUACAUCCGCUCUCAACACUCUAACCCUAACAACCACCAAAUUCUUACAAUCCCUCGCCGAACUCGCAUCGUCGUUCUCUAACACCGCUAAUCGAACAGAGGUUAACCUCUUCGACAUCGUCAACGGUCUCCAAGAUAUCGCUUUGUCUACUUCCGAUUGUUUCCCCGGCGGAUCCACCGUGCACGAUAUUGAAUCUCAUUGCUUGAUCAAAUCAGCUGUUCUUCGUAACCUCUCCGAUUUCGUUGCCUACGCUCCUGAAAUUCCUUUUGCUAAGCCGUUACCGAGACGAGAAAGAGACGGAUCGUUAGGAGGAGAUUUGGAUCAAGCGCCGGUGACUCGAUCGGUGGAGGUGAAGUCUGUUCCAGCUUGGCUUCCGCCUUUUCCUGACGCUAGUCUCUGCUCCGAACGAUGUAUAAAGGAUAGACCUGAUCAUUUGUGGGAAAACUCCGAUUCCGUUAUUGGCCGUGAAAUUUUGCCGGAGAGUUUGCAAUCUAAAAUCGGAGGAAGAUUACCGGUAAGGAGAGAAAGAGUGAGAUUCAAGAUGGAUCAACGAGAUUGGAGUAACAGUGGUGAUACGAGAUUGGAGCGGUGGCGGGAUAAUCGCGACGGCGAAUCUGACGGUGGAGUUGAGGUUAAGAAGAAAAUUAGAGAAGGAUACAAUUACUGUACCGGCGAGUGGCCGGUUUAAUUUAUUCUGGUGACGAGAAAAAACAAACAAAACAAAAUGCGCGAGGUUUAAGGUAUUCGAACUCGCGACGCUUGAGGACUCGUCCUAAUGGCCAAUGGGAAUAAUACCGUUUGAGCUGCAUCUCUUAUAAUUUGAAAACUCCAAUUGUUAUUUUAUAAACAUUGAUAUAAAGAUUACUUUGUUUCUUUUCUAUGAGGCUAUUUU
This is a messenger RNA of Arabidopsis lyrata subsp. lyrata, 1228 nucleotides long. RefSeq names its product transcription initiation factor TFIID subunit 8. The coding region runs from base 92 to 1024 and encodes 310 amino acids. The transcript has a single exon. The record is from RefSeq and is a predicted model, not a curated record. Gene Ontology annotation, molecular function: protein heterodimerization activity. Lineage: Eukaryota; Viridiplantae; Streptophyta; Magnoliopsida; Brassicales; Brassicaceae. Gene Ontology annotation, cellular component: transcription factor TFIID complex.